Molecule: messenger RNA, 834 nt
Organism: Toxorhynchites rutilus septentrionalis
Lineage: Eukaryota; Metazoa; Arthropoda; Insecta; Diptera; Culicidae
Exons: 1
Coding region: 1-834 (277 amino acids)
Source: RefSeq, a predicted model, not a curated record
AUGACCUAUCUCUUGGUAUAUGUAGACGACAUGCUGCUGGUAACUCCAAACGAAGAGAUUUACAACGAUGUCAUCCGGAGAUUGGGUUCAGAGUUCGUGCUAACGGAGCUAGGUGACGUGAAACACUUCCUUGGAAUUCAAGUGAUCCAGACGGAGCAUGGCUACAACUUGUGCCAGAAGUCGUACAUCGAGAAGCUUGCUGUUCGUUUUGGACUAGCGGAUGCGAAAGGAUCAAAAAUACCAAUGGACCCCGGAUAUAUACAGCAAAAGGAGGACUCGGAGAGGCUUCCCACUAAUGACAAAUAUCAAAGCCUCAUUGGUGGUUUACUGUAUUUGGCUGUGAAUACCAGACCGGAUAUAGCGAUAAGUGCGUCAAUCCUUGGAAGGAGCGUCAGCCAACCGGUUGAGCAAGACUGGACUGAAGCUAAAAGAGUGUUGAGGUACUUAAAGGCUACAAUCAACCAUCAACUUAGGUUGGGAAAUGGUACUCAAACUCUUGAAGCCUACGCAGAUGCUGACUGGGCUGGCAACGUCAAGGAUCGGAAAUCGAACUCCGGAUAUCUCUUCCGGCUAGGCGGCGGUACGAUCGCAUGGUGUGCAAGGAAACAGACGUGUGUCGCACUGUCCUCAAUAGAAGCGGAAUAUAUUUCUCUUGCCGAAUGCUGUCAAGAACUGAUCUGGUUUAGGAAGCUCUUACAAGACUUCGGAGAUGCUGUGAAGACCCCAAUUCAGAUCUAUGAAGAUAAUCAAAGCUGCAUCAAGAUGUUGACCAGCAACGGAGAAAAACGAUCAAAACAUAUUGACGAAGUUUCAUUUUGUAAAGAAUUUGGCUGA